AUGUCCAGCAACAACCACCUCCUGAUGAUUACUGGCAACCAUUCUAUGUUUCGUUCUGAUAGCGGCGGUAUUAUAAUCCCUACAAUCAAGCGCUCUGAUUUUCCCAAGGAUUUUGUAUUUGGCGCUGCAACGUCGGCUUAUCAGGUUGAAGGUGCUUGGAACGUACAGGGUAAGGGCAGGAGUAAUUGGGAUGUUUUCACAAUGUCCGAGCCUGCUGGAAUUGACGAUGGAAGCAAUGGGUGUACUGCUAUUGAUCAGUAUAAUUUGUUGAAGGAUGAUGUGGAUUUGAUGAAGAAAGUGGGCUUAGAUUCUUACAGAUUUUCAAUUGCAUGGACUAGAAUCUUGCCAGGAGGUAGAAUAUGUAAAGGCAUAUGCAAAGAAGGAAUUAAGUACUAUAAUGAUCUCAUAGAUAUACUCUUGGCAGCAGGCAUAGAGCCCUGCGUAACUCUAUUCCACUGGGAUGUUCCUGAAUGUUUGGAACUAGAAUAUCAGGGCUUCUUAAGCGAUAAAAUUCUGCAAGAUUUUCCAGCAAAAAAAGAAUGCAGGAGCUAUGACAAAGUGCACACAGUCUGCAUUUUAAUUCAAUUAAGUAUCAUAUUUAAACCUGUGAGAUUAUUUGAUGUUGUUGAGUACUUGGUCCAGCGGGACUGGAAAAUUGAUGAAAUGUCAGUGGCUGAAUUAUGUGCAAUCAUGAACUGA
Fraxinus pennsylvanica is the source of this 699-nucleotide messenger RNA. Lineage: Eukaryota; Viridiplantae; Streptophyta; Magnoliopsida; Lamiales; Oleaceae. The record is from the annotation of a GenBank genome assembly.